GUUAAUUUUUAGGAGUCGUACACCUGCGCGAAUCGAUUUAAAGGCUACAGUAAUAUCUGUAAAACAGAAAGAAUAUAGUACAGAUCGAUCAUUCUUGAGUUGUGCAAGGCAUAACAAAAUGGUAAAAGUCUCAGCGACAUCAGAUAUACCAAUGGACGCAGCCACAUACUGGUUGGCAAGAAAUACACGCGAAUUCGUAAGUAUAGAAAACGUUAUAUUGCAGAAUGCCUCUAAGGAGAUCAAAGACUUUUGCAAUGCGGAAGGUGCAGUGGAGAGGCAACUGAUUGUGUGCAAACCUGAUCUGUCACUUGUUCCACCCUUUCUGAUGAAAAUGGGCCCGGAGGAGGGAAUUGUGCUUACGGAUCACAUCACCAUUGUCAAGGAUGGCUUGGAUACACCUUACCAAUUUAAAUGCACCACAGUACCGAACAUAUUCCCAGACAAAUGUAAGAUCAAUAGCGUGCUGAAAGUUUUCCCUUCAAAAGACGGUAGCAAAAUGUGCAAACAGACGAUAGAUAUCGACAUCAAAGUAGGUGUGUGGGGCGUAGGCUCGUCAGUGGAAAGUUUAGUGAGUGGUUUAAUUGUCGAGGGGUACAAGAAACUACCCAGAGUAACGCGGGAAUAUCUGAAAAACACAGACAUAUCCAAGAUACCAUCACCUGUGAAAGCCGCGGAGGUUCUUUCAUCGUAUAAAGAUGUAGCUGGCAUGGAGAUAACUAUGGACGACGAAGAAGAAUACUUUUACGACGCCGAGGACAGCUUUGUAAAUACGCUGGAUAGUUACUCAUACUCAGAUAGUGGUAUAGGCUCGCCAAAUACAUCAGACGACACGUCGCUGGAUCGUAUGGGUUUGGUGACGCAACAACCAGAGAGUUUCGAUGACGGCGUAUUUUUCAACGAUAUGUCGAUGUCCAAACUUCUGGGCAAUAGUAAGGUCCAAUUCUUAACUAAAAUUGGUUCAACACAUUCAUUAGAUUCUGCGGCAGGAUUUCUCACUUCCCCUGUUAAUGGUGUGGAAAAGACCUAUGUGCUAGAUGGCGAGGGUGGCGAACCCAGGGGAUGGACUUUAAGUUUUUGUGGAUUAAAUUUGUGCUGCAGGUAGUAAUGAUAUUAAAAAUUGUACCGCAGUAUGAGUUGUUAGGUUGUUAGUUUCACGCGCAUGCAGAAUAAUUCGUCGACUUUAAAUACGAUGACAGACCAUAGCCGCGCAAAGAGGCUUGAAUGUGGAGUAUGCGACUUUCUCACAAAUCUAUAAGUACAUAUCAUGCAAAUACUAAAGUACUGCAUAUACUUGGUCGAAAACUUGCUCUGCAUCAUCUACGCUGCUGUGGAGUGCCAGAUGUAUCGGGUAUCACGAGUAAACGUCUCAGAAUAAGGAACGCUGUAUACCAAAAUUUCGAAAGAUGGUAGUUUAAAACCCGAACGCAAGCUCGAUAUUGCAGACCUGCGCUUGCUGUGCGUGUGAACUUUACAUCAUGCUUGCACGUGAAGUUUGUAUAGAACUAAUUUUUCUAAAAUUUGUAUAGCACAAACUGUUCUAAGUAAUUGAAGAUACAUCACUGUUUAUGAAGAUCUAUAGAAAGCGUCAUAAUGUAUGUCCGAAGAGGCGGAAAACAACAUGUAAAAAUAAACGCCAUGUAGAUC
Molecule: messenger RNA, 1644 nt
Organism: Sphaeroforma arctica JP610
Lineage: Eukaryota; Ichthyosporea; Ichthyophonida
Exons: 1
Coding region: 119-1102 (327 amino acids)
Source: RefSeq, a predicted model, not a curated record